AUGGCAAACAUGUUAAUAAGGACUAGACGGUAUAAGUGCUACAGGAUUGCUACUGUAAUCAGAGUGCUAUUAGUUUUGGGGAUACCUUUAGUUUAUUUGAUGUUUAGUAAUACUGGUUCAGAGGAAGAAAUGUUAAAAUCUACGUUUGAUUCAGGUUUUGAUGGAGCUGUUUCUCAACGUAGGUUGCUGAGCGUCGUUGAGAGGGAGGAGAGGAACUGCACUCCCGCAGCAAUUUUGGAGUUUCCCUCCGACGGUCUCAGCCGGUAUCAACGGCAACAUGGUUACAUAGCAAUACACUGUAUAUUAGCUAUAUACUGCUUCUUUCUGCUGGGGACGGUGUGUGAGCAGUACUUCGUGCCGGCAAUCGAGAUGAUAUGCGAACGUUUAAAUAUAGGUAUGGACGUAGCUGGGGCUACUUUUAUGGCUGCAGCGAGCUCAAGUCCUGAGCUUUUCAUCAACUGUGUUGGUACGUUUGUCACUGAAGGUGACAUUGGAGUAGGAACCGUGGUGGGAUCAGCAGUGUUCAAUGUACUGGCUGUACCAGCAUUCUGCGCUCUCAUUGCAGGCAAAGUGGUGGACUUGGAUUGGUGGUCAGUGUCGCGGGAUUGCGUGAUGUACGCUGUGGCGGUAGUGGCACUCAUCCUCACGCUACUCGACGACGUUAUUUACUGGCACGAAGCACUGCUGCUUGUGCUCAUGUACAUUUUCUACAUAUUAGCAAUGGCGUUCAAUGGCUGUCUCGGAACAUUUUUCAGGAGCGGAUGCUGCACUUUCAAAAAACCCAAGGCGUACACAGAAAUAACCCCUCUUCUGAAUAGCGAAAAGAGUAACACAUUAUUAUCAGCUCGACGCAUAAGCCUUAGUGUUCAAACAACAGACGUGGAAUCAGCAGUGCAGUCCAAGCGACACGACUCCACCGACUCAGAUGAACUCAGCACCUACUCGAUGUGGUCAUGGCCUGGAGAAAAAGUCUCCUUCAUGAAGAAGGUGCUAUGGAUUUUUUCCUGGCCUAUAAACCUGGUACUUUGGCUGACCAUCCCGGACUGCCAGCGUCGACCCAACCUGUACCCAUUAACAUUCGCGAUGUGUGUCACCUGGAUAGGAUGUGUCUCCUACCUGGUCGCCUGGAUGAUCACCGUCCUAGGUGAUACCCUCAAUGUGCCAGACAGCAUCACAGGACUGACGAUAUUAGCAGCAGGCACCAGUCUUCCAGAAGCUGUCUCCAGCGUCCUAGUAACAGUGCAAGGGCACGGUACGAUGGGCUUGAGUAAUUCCAUCGGAUCAAAUACGUUCGACAUAUUACUAUGCCUGGGUUUACCCUGGUUGAUAAAGUCGCUCGCUUACCCCAGUGUUCCAGGUCAUCAUUACGUAUCAAUAAACUCCAGUGGUUUAUCCUACAGUGCUAUAUCUCUUCUGUCCACACUCUUCACACUAUAUGGAUGCCUGUUCCUGAACAAAUUCCAGCUGGACUGGAAGAUCGGCAUCACUUGUGGACUCAUUUACAUCGGCUAUUUAAUCUUAGCAGCCCUUAUAGAAUUAAAUGUAUUCUUCACUGUGAACUUGCCGAUUUGCCCUCAUUAA
Molecule: messenger RNA, 1581 nt
Organism: Spodoptera littoralis (African cotton leafworm)
Lineage: Eukaryota; Metazoa; Arthropoda; Insecta; Lepidoptera; Noctuidae
Source: the annotation of a GenBank genome assembly